Molecule: messenger RNA, 5504 nt
Organism: Capsicum annuum
Lineage: Eukaryota; Viridiplantae; Streptophyta; Magnoliopsida; Solanales; Solanaceae
Exons: 2
Coding region: 1-996 (331 amino acids)
Source: RefSeq, a predicted model, not a curated record
AUGCCUGCAGUCAUAUUUAAAUCAAGGGUUUACUAUGGAAUUAUGGCGGAAGAGUGUAAAAGAACAAUUGUUGGCAGGUUCCUGAAACAAAGGCCCCAAAUUGACAAAAUUAGAUCAAGUUUCAGAGAAUUAAUUUCGAUGAAAGGAUCCUAUAAAAUUGGGGCCUAUGAUAACCAUAAUGUUUCCUUGGACUUUUCCAUCGAAGAAGAAUUCAAAAAUGUUUGGUUUCGGAGAGUAAUUGAGAUCGAAGGUAUGCAAAUGUGGCUUCAGAAAUGGUCCCCGGAUUUCAAGCCGAAGGAAGACAUACCAGUUGCUCCGGUAUGGAUUCUUCUUCCUGGUCUUCCUUUUAAUAUGCAUAACUGGCAUUAUGUUAAGCAAAUUCUUAGCUCUGUGGGUACUCCGUUGGCACUUGAUGUCGCUACUGCUAGCAAAACAAGACCGAGUAUGGCCAAAGUUCGUGUCGAAAUUGAUCUUCUUAAGCCUCGAAUUGAAUCUGUGUGGGUUGGUAAUGAAGAUGAAAACUCCCCGUUGAAAGGUUUUACACAAAAAUUGGAAUACGAAGCUAUCCUCAAAUAUUGCAAACACUGCAAAAAAUUGGGACAUAACAUGUUAAAUUGCAGGGUUCUAGAAAGGUUAAGGGCCAAGGAAACAUUAGCAUAUGAUGGAAAGGAAGUAGUAGAUAACUUAGAAGGUGCACAAUUAAACAACAAAGAAUCUGCCAAUGCUAAUGAGAUGGAGAUUGCAAAAAAUAUUCAACCUACUCUUGUAGACACACAGGUAAACACCAAUGAGAAUGCUAAGGAUCAAGAAGAAGAAGCAGAGAAAAAUAAUGACUCUGGCCCUGUCUUAGAAUGCGGUCAAGCACAAAAUAAGUUGAAGUCUGUGAAGGUGAAGAGUCCUUGUAUGGCUGAAAGAACCAAAAACAAAAAGAAGAAGAAUAAUAAAACCAAGAAAAUGCUGAAAAAGAAAAGCACAGUUAUUUUCAAACUUGUAUAGAUUCAAUUACAAGAAAGCAACAAGAAAGGUAACAACUCCACGUCGGGUUCUAAAUAUAAAGAGACUCCUUAUUCUAGCAGUAUAGAAAAAAGCAUCAACAAUAAGAAGUCUCGCCAACUCCAAGCUGUCCAAAGUUCCAAAUCAGAAUUCAAAGUUGAUGAAAAUUGUACUCAGUAACAAUCCAUUCGAGUGAAUGAUACUGAUCACUCUAGAGGAAAUAAAGAGCCCCUCAAUAUUCCCCUGGAGCAACAAGAAAACACUAUCAGCAACACAAAUAUUAUUGGAGCUGAUAAUGAGGAUAGUCAAGUGGAAGCUAGCGCAAGUUCCUCUACUAUUCCCUCUAAUUUAAUCAAUCAACCAGCUCUGAAUCUGGUCGUUGAUCUUAAUUUCAGUCAUGAUGAGGCCAUCGGCGAAGCUAUUAACAAGGAUACUACAAAACAUCCAAUACGUGAUUCGUCUUCACAUCAAAGUGAUGACGAGCAGCAAAAUAUAUACUGCAGCAAUCAAAUAUGAUCAAUACAGAAGACGAUGACUCGAAAAUAAUGAAACGGGGAAGAAGCCUUAUCAGUAAGUCUGGUUUGAAAAACAAAAACAACAAUGCUCUUUCUAUGAGAAGGAAACAAACAGAUGCGACCCCCUCUAAUGUUUUCCAUGAUUAAUACAAUUUUUUGGAAUAUUAGAGGGGUAAGGUCAAAAAAAGCAAUCCACAGACUCAAGCAUCUUAUUGACAUCAACAAGAUUCUUUUUGUUGCUAUUCUAGAAAUAAUGAUAAGCAAAGAAAAAAUAAAUGGCUAUAAAAAAUUCUAGGGGAUUCCAAGAGUGUAUAUCUAAUGAUAAUGGUAAGAUUUGGUGUCUUUGGAAGACUAUUGGUCCCGUGUCUAUUAUCACCAAUGAUUAUCAACAAAUUACCAUCAAGUUGGAGGAUACAUUGUAUAAUAGCUUCACUUUCAUCUCAGCUAUUUAUUCUAAAUGCACAUUAGUAGAGAGACAAGAUCUUUGGAACAGUUUGGAGUCAACUAGUAUGGGUAUUAAUGACCCGUGGUGCAUUGGAGGGGAUUUCAAUGUCAUUUAUGACCCAGGGGCGAAGAUUGGUGGAAAGCCUCACAAAAUGUAUAAGAGUAUUGAUUUCUUGAACUGCAUGGACAAUUGUGGUGUCACUGAUAUUGGUUUCUCGGGUCCUAAAUUUACUUGGUGCAAUAAUAGAAGACCAAGCCAAAGAAUUUGGAAGAGACUUGAUAGGGUCUUUAUUAAUGAUAAAUGGGCCAAUUUUUUCCAGAAUACCACUAUUAAUCACCUCGCGAGGACAGGUUCGGACCACAGACCUCUUCUUAUGAAAUGUUUUAAUACUAAUCAAAAUUUUAUCAAGUAUUUCAGGUUCCUCAACAUCUGGACCAAACAAGAUGGCUUUCUCAACAUUGUCAAAGAGACUUGGGAUACUCAAAUCACAGGUAAUAACAUGUGGAGACUUCAGUCUAAAUUGAAAUUACUUAGCAGGAAGCUCAGUCAGCGGUCAAGAAACACUGUCGGAUGUUCAUGAUCAAGUACUCAAAUGGGAAGAAAAGAUCCAGGAUCUUGAGGAGCAAGAUAUUAUCAACAACUCAGAUGCUGAUAUAGAGGAGUCCAAUAGAGUACAUGUGGAGUACAUCAAGUGGACCAGCAUGCAAAAUUCCUUAACCAGACAAAAAACUAAUGUAAAGUGGUUCGAGGAGGGAGACUGUAAUACUAAUUAUUUUCAUAGCAUGCUCAGGGAGAAAAGAAGGAAAUUACAGCUGAAUACGAUAAAGAAUCACAAUGGUAAUUGGAUCCAAGGUGAGGACAAGAUCGCAAAAGCGGCUGUGAAGCACUUCAACUUUCUUUUCAACCUUCCUCCUGCCACUUUGGACACUAAAAUUUUGGAUUGCAUCACUAAAAAGAUUACAGAUGAAGACGAUGCCAUCCUUGGUGCAAUCCCUACAGAGGAUGAAAUUAAGAAUGUUGUGUUCAAUCUGUCUGCUACUAGUACUACUAGUCCAGAUAGUUACAACUGAACCUUUUUCCAUUGUUGUUGGGAUAUCAUUAAGGAAGAUAUAAUUUCCUUUGUGAUUAAUUUUUUUCAAGAAUGUUGGAUUGGCAUGAUUCUUAAUCUUAUUUCUGGUAAUUGGUAUUCUAUCGUUAUCAAUGGCUCCAGGAGGGGUUUUUUCUCCUCAAGAUAGGGACUCAAACAAGGUGAUCCUUUAUCCCCCCACCUCUUUAUAAUUGCAACAGAAGUUCUUUCUAGAUCUCCUAAUAAUUUUUUCUUGGAUAAGAACUUUAUUCCAUUCUCAAUGCCCACUGGAGGACCUUUUAUCAAUCACCUUACUUAUGCAGAUGACAUUGUCAUUUUUACUAGUGGUAGUAGAAAUUCUCUUAAUCUCAUCAUGAACUGUAUUGGUAACUAUGAUGCCAGCUCAGGCCAGAGAGUGAACACUGACAAGAGUUUUUUCUUACAGAUCUUAAGACUUUAGCCUAUAGGAUCAAAAAAAUUAGAACUUAUACCAGGUUUAUGGAUAAAAAUUUUCCUUUCAAUUAGUUAGGGCGCCCUUUAUAUAUUGCUAGGAAAAAGAAUGAGUAUUUUGAUUGCUUAGGAAUAAAGUUAUUAAGAGGCUCAAUGUAUGGCAAAGUAAACUCUUAUCUUUUGGUGGUAAAGCGGUUCUUAUUAAACAUGUUCUCCAAUCCCUCCCCACUUAUAUUCUCUCUGCUAUGUGCCCCCCAAAGGUUCCUUUAACAUCUUCAAGAAACACUUUGCUAACUUUUUUUGGGGUUCUUCAGGUGAUAAAAAUAAGUACCAUUGGAGAUCUAGGAAGAAUCUAUGCUUCCCUCUUGAUGAAGGAGGUAUUGGUACUAGAAGAAUGAUAGAUAUUGGCAAUACUCCAGCAGUCAAGAGGUGGUAGAGGUUCAGAACUAUCCCAUCCCUCUGGGCAGUUUUUCUUAAAAAAAUAUUGUAUUAGAGCAUACUAUGCUGUUAAAUCGUGUGUUUUUAGAAACUCUCACUCUUGGCAAAAGAUGCUUCAGGUGAGAGGUAAAAUAGAGCCUCAAAUCCAUUGGAAUAUUAAUUCUGGAAAUUCUAGUCAGUGGUGGGAUAAUUGGACAUGGAUGGGUCCAUUAGCAACUCUUUUUCCACAUGUAAGAAAGAGUACUAAAGACUUGGUCAGUCUUUUAUUGCAUGGAGCUUUUGCCAGACAAUAUUUCUCAACACAUCAAGCUCAUUAGAAUUGGUAAUCAUGAUUUACCUGAUGGAGCUUAUGGUAUCUAACAGAGGAUGGUAAAUAUUCUAAUAAAUCUUCUCUCCAGUUAUUCCGUAACAUAAAGAGUAAAGAUAUUUUCCUUAACAAGGUUUGGCAUACGAGCAUACCUUUUAAAUUUUCUUUUCUAACAUGGAGGGCAUGGUUAUCCAAACUGCCCUUUGAUGAUAUUGUCUGUAAAUUUGGGAAACAGAUUGAUACUUCUUGUAAUUAUUGUACUAACCCUGUACCAGAGACCAUUCAACAUGUCUUUAUUGAGAGUGAUGCAGCUAGGUACAUUUGGAAGACCAUUGGAUCCCCCCUAGGGAUUAUUCACCAGCUUUUGCCACUAAGAGGACUUCUUAAUCAUUGGUGGGAGAAAAAAAUACGUGAAUGAUAUGCCCAAGCAAGUUGUUCAGAUAAUUCCAGUCAUCAUUUGUUGGGAAAUCUGGAAGAAUCGAUUCUCUUGUAAAUAUGGUGAUAAAAAAAAUUCAAUCUCUUCAAGCUGAAGCAACAAACUUAUUGGAAUAUUUAGGCUGUGGUUAACAAAUCUUUUCCUAGUUGUAACUUAACAUUACCAUGGGUUAUUUUUUGUGAUGAGUUGAAGAUGCAACCUGUUCCUAAGUCUGACAUUCUAGUGUAUUGGGAAAAAACAAGUCCAGGAUCAAUCAAGCUAAACACCGGCGGUAGCUUUCUACACGAGAGCAACAAAGCUGGAAUUGGAGGAGUUUUGAGAAACGAUAAUACUGACCUUAUAAUGGCUUUUUCCAUCCCAUCUAGUUGCAACAGCAAUAAUAGUGCAGAAGUGCAAGCUGCCGUCUUUGGACUUAAUUGGUGCUAUCAGAAUGGGUUCAGAAAUUUCACUAUUGAAUUGGAUUCGUUGCUUAUCACCAACAUCUAAUCUCCCACAUAAUGAACCAAGCAAAUGUGGAUGCAACUCAUUGUUAUCGAGAGACAAAUCAAGUUGUGAACUGGCUGGCAAAGUUUGCCACAACCAGUAAUGAAGCUGUGGUAUAUCUCUCAUUUCAAGAACUUCCUAAAGGUGCCAAAGGACCUUUUCUCCUGGAUAGAUCUCAAUUGCCUAGUAUUAGGACAAAAUUUGAUAAGGCUAACUUUUUUGUAAGCUAAAUCUCAUUUGCUAGUAUCGUCAUAUUAAUGGAUUGCUCCUGUUUUUGUAAAAGGAUGUCUUCAUCAUUUGUGUUGUAUGUAUCGGAGGUAAGACUUAUAUCUCCUUCCUAUUAGUAAGAUAUAAUACAACACCUCAGUGAA